Messenger RNA from Anoplopoma fimbria (sablefish), 1540 nucleotides. RefSeq names its product centrosomal protein 19 (gene cep19). Gene Ontology annotation, cellular component: centriole; spindle pole; ciliary basal body. The coding region runs from base 75 to 599 and encodes 174 amino acids. NCBI's taxonomy places the organism in Eukaryota, Metazoa, Chordata, Actinopteri, Perciformes, Anoplopomatidae. The transcript has 2 exons. Gene Ontology annotation, biological process: microtubule anchoring at centrosome; trans-Golgi to periciliary membrane compartment transport. The record is from RefSeq and is a predicted model, not a curated record.
ACAAGGCAUAAUCCCUGAAGCUCGCUGCUCAAACGCUUUUAUAAAACAUAUAACUCUGAAUUAUAAUGUUUUAAAUGUUUCAUCCUUUUACUGCUGAAGUUCUAGUGGAUGCCAGUUCAAAGAUGAGUUUCGAGGCAAAGCGAUGUGGAGUGCAGUUCAGUCCUCCCUCCAUAGUUCUCCUCUAUGAAGACAAGGCAUCUAAACAUGUGAGAAAGAGAAUAAUACCUGUGAGGAACUUCUCCAAAUACUCUGACUACAGCAUGGCAGCUGAAAGGCUGAAGAACCACCCUCGGCACAGGGACUACCUGAAGGAUGUGACCCAGAGCCAGCUGGAGAAGCUCCACAUCAUCCUGCGGGACCACAUGGACGGCCUCAGCUUGGAGCACAGCCUGGCCUCGUUCCGCCUGGACCCCGACGAAGACCUGAACAAACUGGACGAUGACGAGCUGGCUCGCAAGAAGGGCCAAAUGGACGAGGUGUUCGAGAAGAACCGGAGGCGGAAAGAUGAUCCCGACUUCGUCUACGACCUGGAAAUGGAUUUUGGCAAGACCGCCCAGGAGAAGUGCAGCUGGGACGAAGAGUCUGAUGAUGGAUUUUAAAAACUAUGUUCUACAGUCACUGAGCUUUAAGACUGUUAAGUUCCAGGAGAUGACAGGGAAAUCUGACACAGCAUACACAUCUGAUGUUGGGUGGCUAUUCUUACACAGAAAAGUACACUCAAUAAUCUGCCAGUUUAUUCGGUGCAGGUAUCUAUAACUCGUGUUAAUCUAAUGCAACAACUGUGUGAUACAUUUAUUCUCCAUUUUUUGUUAAAACUUGACUCAAUGUUUUGAAAAUUUGCCAGCUAUUUAUUGCAACAAUAUUCUGCCCACCACAUUUACAACCAAUACGGGUAGAUUAGAUAUUAGAAACACCAAACAAUUCAACAUAUGUGCAGACUAAAGCAUCCCAAAAAGUUGAAAUAAAACAGUUUCAAUAAACGGUGAACAUUAAAACCUUCAUGAAGGUUAAAUUUGCUGCUUGACGGAUGUUAUAGAGUUAAUUCAUCUUAGUUAUUCAUACCUGAUAAAGUGGCAAGAGUUUUGGAUAUGAGUAGAAGUGGAUUGUUGUAAACAGCCACAACAGCUGUAGAGGCUGAACAGAAGAAUAGAAACCAAACUACAGAAAGACACUACAGCAUUCAGUUCCUGCUUGAUGUGGUUCCUACAUAACAGUGUGUGUACCAACAUCAGGUACCACCAGGGCGUUUCGCUCAUAAAAAAAAAAAGAAACCAGAAACUGCACGAAUGAAAGAAUGCAUGAAUAAUAGUGAAUAUUUAUUUGUUAUAAAAUACUGAAUUUUACAAAAUACAAAGACUUUGGCUCGUUUAUUUUGUGGCUUACACCUAACGUGUUAUUCACAGUUGAAUAUGAAAGAAGGUACUAAAAUCCUAUUAAAUACAAUUUGAGUGUACAUCAAUAAGUAAGCAAUACAACACACACACAUAUAUAUACAUAUACAUAUAUAUAUACAUACAUACAUACAUAUAUACAUACACAU